Molecule: messenger RNA, 1700 nt
Organism: Chroicocephalus ridibundus (black-headed gull)
Lineage: Eukaryota; Metazoa; Chordata; Aves; Charadriiformes; Laridae
Gene: EXOSC6
Product: exosome component 6
Exons: 1
Coding region: 47-868 (273 amino acids)
Biological process (GO): nuclear mRNA surveillance; rRNA catabolic process; U4 snRNA 3'-end processing
Cellular component (GO): nucleolus; nuclear exosome (RNase complex); cytoplasmic exosome (RNase complex)
Source: RefSeq, a predicted model, not a curated record
UGCUCCUCCUCCUCCAUCCCCUCGCUGCCUGUUUUCCGGGCAGAACAUGCCGCUGGAUCACCGCCGGGUGCGGGGUCCGGAGGAAUCGCAGCCCCCGGAGCUGUGGGGGGGAACGAGGAAAGAUGAGGAGGAGGAGGAGGAUGAAGACGAAGCCCCCAGGGACCCCUGCGCCUUGCGGCCGCUCUUCGUCCGGGCCGGGCUGCUGAGCCAGGCGGAGGGCUCGGCCUACCUGGAGCUGGGCGGUGGAACCAAGGUCCUCUGUGCCGCAUGGGGCCCGCGGGAAGCUGGCGAGCUCGGGGCCACAGGAGGUGGCCAACUCCUCUGCGAGUUCCGCCGGGCCCCCUUCGCCGGCCGCGGGGCUCGCUGGAGGCCGGGCACGGCGACCGAACGGGAAGCGGAGCGGGAAGCGGCGGCGGCUUUGCGGGAAGCCUUGGAGCCGGCGGUGCGGUUGUCCCGUUACCCGCGGGCUCGGCUGGCUGUCAGCGCUCUACUGCUGCAGGACGGUGGCUCGGCGCUGGCGGCCGCCAUCAGCGCCGCCGCCUUGGCCCUGGCCGAUGCUGGGGUGGAGAUGUAUGAUCUGGCGGUGGGAUGCGCCUUGUGCCGCUCUUCCGGUCCAGCUGCUCCGUGGAUGCUGCAACCUGCAGAGCCCGAGGAACGUCGCGCUGUGGCCCGGCUCACCGUGGCUCUGCUGCCCGCUCUCAACCAGGUGUCGGCAGUGCUGGGGGGCGGGCAGGGCAGCCCUCCUGACACCUGGGCACAGGCCCUUCGACUCGGCAUCGACGGCUGCCACCGCCUCUACCCUGUGCUGCGGCAGAGCCUGCUGCGGGCCGCCCGGCGCCGCGAUGCUGCUGCUGCCACCACCGCCUGAGCGCUGAGGAUGCCCGGGUGGCACUCGUCUGGGGAUGGGGUCCUCUCCCAAAGCUGCCCUCGGUGCUGCUGGAGACCCUAGGGCCUGCCUGAGCCAUGCCUUGUGAUCCUGGAGACACCCAGAGCCUGCCCGAUCCACACGUUGCGCUCCUGGAGACUCCCAGAGCCUUGCCUGAUCCACACCUCAUGCUCCUGGAGACACCCAGAGCCUGCCCGAUCCACCCUUCAUGUUCCUGGAGACACCCAGAGCCUGCCUGAUCCACACCUUGUGCUCCUGAAGACACCCUAGAGCCUGCCUGAUCCACACUUCAUGCUCCUAGAGACCCCCCAGAGACUGCCCAAGCCAGCCCUUGAGCUGCUUGGGACUUCCCGGAGGUGCCUGCACAGCUGGAGACCCAAGAAACCUCCCCAAGAACACCGGACCCUCCUGCCACCGGCGAGCCCCCGCACUGCCUGAGCCCCCCCGGAGCCUGCCUGAGGAGCCCCUGUGUUGCAGGAGACCCCUCCCGUGUGGACCCACGGGAUCCAAGCAGCCUGACACGCUGCUGGAACCCCCCAAGAACAGCCUCCAUACUGCCUCCACUACCCAAGACCUCUGUCUGAGGAGCUGCCUGCGCCGCGGGACCCCACAGCCCACCUUGGGGUGGCCCCGGCACCGGGGCUGAGCCCCCCACACCCAGCUGCCCCCCGCGGCCAUCCACGCAGGCAGGGUGCAGGCAGGAACCACGCCGUGGCGCAGGCUGCCCAUCCCUUGGACCUUGGCCCAGGCAGCGCUUCAGGGUGGCAGAGAUGUGUUCCGUUAGGGGUUUUUUAAUAAUAAAUGUUUUUUUCUG